Aphanomyces invadans is the source of this 873-nucleotide messenger RNA. RefSeq lists its product as hypothetical. The record is from RefSeq and is a predicted model, not a curated record. Bases 70 to 618 code for a protein of 182 amino acids. Lineage: Eukaryota; Oomycota; Saprolegniomycetes; Saprolegniales; Verrucalvaceae. The transcript has 3 exons.
GUCCAGAAAUAGACCACGAGGGUCCAUCCUGCGCGAGGCUUAGCCGGGAAAACCAAGUGUAGGGACCCGAUGAUCAGUUUGCCGCCGAUCACCGAGACGAGGGACGCAGACUCGGCCGCGCCGUUGCCAGCAGACAAGUCGCCCAUGAGCCCACGAAAGACCUCGGCAGUCCAAAGUUUCACGAGAAAUCCACGAAAAGGCACAACAAAGGUCCGGUCGAUGUCGAUUGCACCGAACGACAUGGAAAGGGCUUUGACAAAGCUCGGCGUGUCGGAAGAGACGCUGCGGAUCGAAAAGCUGAUGAAGAAACUCGGCGUGUGCGACCAUGACCUCGAGAAAUACAACGACCUGCAGCGGCACUCGGCUGUACUUGACAACACGGACGAGAAGCUGACGAAGGAGGAACUCAUGUGUGGGUACUCGAAAAAGCAAAUCCUGCGGGCGAAAGCCGUGCGAAGUCUCGGGACGUCGGAAGAGGAGAUUCUAGACAAUCAUGCCCAAAGAGUGUCGGAGCUGGGGGCGCAGGUCGUCCCCCCCAAAGGGUCGCUGCGCAGUGUGUCGCCGCGACGAAGGAGCAUCAUGGUGAUGCUGCCAACCAAGUGGACGACGCCACAGUAAUCUAACGUUUUGUCAAGAUUGAGUUCGAGCAGUUUUCGACCAUCGGAUGGGCGUUGAGCUCAGGCAAUUCAUCUCUUGUACCCUCAUGAUGCCAUCGCAAACUACCACGUGCACAAAAUUGAUUCAGAGCCAUUUCACCACGCUGGCUUUGAUUGAUGCCGUUACUUGGUCUGUGCUGCCACCCACGCUUCAAUUUUAGCCUUGAGCGCCGAGUUUGGGACCAACUGAUCUAUGGACAACGGCGCUCGCGUGAAC